UUAAAUUUCUUUUUCAUUACUAGGAUCCUCGGUUCAAUGCAGAAGUUGACCAAAUUACAGGUUACAAGACCCAGAGUAUUCUUUGUAUGCCAAUUAAGAAUCACAGGGAAGAGGUCGUUGGUGUAGCUCAGGCCAUCAACAAGAAAUCAGGAAAUGGCGGAACAUUCACUGAAAAAGAUGAAAAGGACUUUGCUGCUUAUUUGGCAUUUUGUGGUAUUGUUCUUCACAAUGCUCAACUCUAUGAAACUUCACUGCUGGAGAAUAAGAGAAAUCAGGUGCUGCUGGACCUUGCUAGUUUAAUUUUUGAAGAACAACAAUCACUGGAAGUAAUUCUGAAGAAAAUAGCUGCCACUAUUAUUUCCUUUAUGCAGGUGCAGAAAUGCACCAUUUUCAUAGUGGAUGAAGAUUGCUCCGAUUCUUUCUCUAGCGUGUUUCACAUGGAGUGUGAGGAAUUAGAUAAAGCAUGUGAUACUUCAGCACGGGAAUGUGAUGCAAACAACAUCAAUUACAUGUAUGCUCAGUAUGUCAAAAACACUAUGGAACCACUUAAUAUCCCAGAUGUCAGCAAGGACAAAAGGUUUCUCUGGACAAAUGAAAACAUGGGAAAUGUAAACCAGCAGUGCAUUAGAAGUUUGCUUUGUACACCUAUAAAAAAUGGAAAGAAGAAUAAAGUCAUAGGGGUUUGCCAACUUGUUAAUAAGAUGGAGGAGAAUUCUGGCAAAGUUAAGCCUUUCAACCGCAAUGAUGAACAGUUUCUAGAAGCUUUUGUCAUCUUUUGUGGCUUGGGGAUCCAGAACACACAGAUGUACGAAGCGGUGGAGAGAGCCAUGGCCAAGCAGAUGGUCACAUUAGAGGUUUUGUCGUAUCAUGCUUCAGCAGCAGAGGAAGAAACAAGAGAGCUCCAAUCUUUAGCGGCUGCUGUGGUACCAUCUGCCCAGACCCUUAAAAUUACUGACUUCAGCUUCAGUGACUUUGAGCUGUCGGAUCUGGAAACAGCACUGUGCACAAUUCGGAUGUUCACUGACCUCAACCUUGUGCAGAACUUCCAGAUGAAAUAUGAGGUUCUUUGCAGAUGGAUUCUAAGUGUUAAGAAGAAUUAUCGAAAGAACGUUGCCUAUCACAAUUGGAGGCAUGCCUUUAAUACAGCUCAGUGCAUGUUUGCUGCCCUAAAAGCUGGCAAAAUCCAGAACAAACUGACAGACCUGGAGAUACUUGCAUUGCUGAUUGCUACGCUCAGCCACGAUUUGGAUCACCGUGGUGUGAACAACUCAUAUAUCCAGCGAAGUGAACACCCACUUGCUCAACUCUAUUGCCAUUCCAUCAUGGAGCACCACCACUUUGACCAGUGCCUGAUGAUCCUUAAUAGUCCAGGCAAUCAAAUUCUCAGUGGCCUCUCCAUUGAAGAAUAUAAGACCACACUGAAAAUAAUCAAGCAAGCUAUUUUAGCUACAGAUCUAGCACUGUACAUUAAGAGACGAGGAGAGUUUUUUGAACUUAUAAGAAAAAAUCAAUUCAAUUUGGAAGAUCCUCAUCAAAAGGAAUUGUUUUUAGCCAUGUUGAUGACAGCCUGUGAUCUUUCUGCAAUUACAAAACCUUGGCCUAUUCAGCAACGGAUAGCAGAACUUGUAGCAACUGAAUUUUUCGAUCAAGGAGACAGAGAGAGAAAAGAACUCAACAUAGAGCCCACUGAUCUAAUGAAUAGAGAGAAGAAAAACAAAAUCCCAAGUAUGCAAGUUGGGUUUAUAGAUGCCAUCUGCUUGCAACUAUAUGAGGCCCUGACCCACGUAUCAGAGGACUGCAUGCCUUUGCUAGACGGCUGCAGGAAGAACAGGCAGAAAUGGCAGGCCCUCGCAGAGCAGCAGGAGAAGAUCAUGGUGAAUGGGGAAAACAGCCAGGCCAAGCAGAACUAAGCUGCCUGCUCCGCACAGAAUUAGAGUUUGCCGAGACUGUGUAUCCGCAGUAUACCUGGUUUCACUGUGCACUGUUUAGAUUGGGUGUAUGCUUCGCCACUGCUGAAUUUUUAUUUUUGCACAACUUUUUAGAGCAUAGCAUGAAUACGGUCAAUUACAUUUUUUUCUGUACAAUUGUUAUAUGCCACUGAAGUGACUAAUGACACCUAUCAUUACUUAACACAUUGAUCAGACCACUGUUUGUGGUACUUUGGGUACUGCACAGUGUAAGAGGCGUUCUUGCACUGAGGUUGUUUUGUGAUUGGGAAUUAUGAAUAACUAGUUUUUGUGUUUUCUGAGUUACCAAUCUUUCAACAAUGUUUGGAGUCUUUCUUUUCUCAAAGUAGGUUAGGAGAAAAUUAAAUACACUCUGGGACAUCUAAGGCCAUCAUAGGAUAGAGUAAAUGUCAGCUGAGAGGAUUUUAAAGAGAAAAGCAUACAUUUGUCAAAAAUGUCUUAAAUUUAAGACACUGAAAAACACACAGCAAGUACUAUGAGACAGUAUUGUAAAGAAACCACAGUAGGCCAUUGAUUUACUGUUUUUGAAAGAACAGGCAGGAGAGAAUUCUGUCAUUUCAGUGCAGUCCCUUCUGUCCCAAGAUGGCCUGCAAAGCACUGCAGUAUCCCCUACCUGACCGUGAGCAGGAGAAACCAGGUGAAGACGCAGUCACUGACUUCCUGAGGAUGAGUGUGAUCCAGAAGUGCAAGGGCCUGAGUGCCGGUCAGCCAAGAGAAAAGUUCUGUUGGAAGAUCCUUCUGAGAAUCCGUGUUUUGAAUGCAACUGAGAAACUGCUAUAUUUUGGUCUAGAGCAGUGAUGGCAAACCUUUUAGAGCUUUCGGUGAUACAAACAGCCCACUGUGGCACUUGUGCCAUAGGUUCACCACCACUGGUUUAUAGGAUGAGUCAAGCCAAAAUCAAAGAAUUUUGGGUGUGUGACCUAAAUACUGACUUUUAGGUCAUAGUCUGGGGAAUUUCCUUCCCAUAAGUUUUAGUAGUUUACAUUUUCUUGGGAUAUGAGCCCAUUGGUGCCCCUGAAUUCACUUUGGAGAAAUAGAUUUUGAAUUGAGCAGCUACUUUAAGAAAGGAAAGUCUAUUCCAAAUAUGAAUAAAUGAUCAGAUUUGGGGGCAAUAGGAAGAGAGAUUUGAUUUGUUAGUUUCCACCCUCACCCCUUCAAGAAGAAAGUGUUAAACUGAUUUUUUACUACUGAUUUGGAUAAAAUGCCUGUAAUGCAACAGUUUCAAAGACUCUUCUCUAAAAUGUGUGCUUCAUUUGUUUUUCCCUCUAAUCUUUGCCUAAAAUUCAACCCGUUCAAAAUUCUGACUAUGUACGCAUAUUUUGAAGUUAUGUGGCUUUAUCCUUAUCAAUUAGGCACCAAAGAAAUCUACAUUGUAUUGCUGUUACUUUGUCUUGGUAAAGGCUAACCCUAAAAGUUAUCAGCGGUUGCUAUGUGUUACUGCAAUGGUUGUAUUUGCAGAAAGUUAUUUUUAUUUCAUGUCAUACUGGUCAAAUCUUGGUGGCACUGAUGUGUAAAUUACAGGGACUCCCUAAAAUAAUAGCCACAUCCACAUAUUGGUAAACACUUGUGCAUGCCUACAUAAUUCCUUAGUAUAGACAAAUUAUUUAAAGAACAGUAAUAUUUAGUGAAGCUAUCUUUUUUCACACACAUUGUGAUUUAGCAAUUAUACUAAAAUAUAUAUUCAUAUACUUCAGUAGCGUUUUUAGACCUCUCUGCUGUCAUUGAGAAUUUUUUUAAAGACAUGGUAGAUAGUGUGUGGAGGAUGUGGACACGUGCCAUUUUAACAAACAAGAAGAUAUAUUUAGAUUAGAAAUUGUUUGGUUUGCCUUUAGAUAAUAGUUUACUUCACUUCAGUAGUUUAGGCGUUAAAAGAAGUUAGGUACUGCCAUGCCUAUUGUUGGAUAGUUUAGUUCAUAUAGAAAAGAAUACUUCUUUAGGACUGGUUAAUUAAUUAAAAGAAUUUUUAGUUUGUAAGAAAAUCAUUCCAUGCAUAGAUUAUUAUCUGUGGUAUCUGGGCACAAAUCGGAAUCUUUGUUCUUAUGUGAGUAUUUCCUUGCCAGUAUCUUCCCAAGUUAGAAAAAAAUACAUAUAGGACUUCCUCACCCUACCCUAUAUUUAUACUACCCAUAACUAGCAAGAAGUUGUUCUUGUUCUAUAUUGUUUGUUUUUUGUUUGUUUGGUUGGUUGGUGGUUGGCUGGGUGUUUGAUUUUAGCAGAAUGACAGGGUGCAUUUAAUUUCAAUUUUCAGCCAGAAAAGUUGCCACUAUUUUACUAACUUGCUGAAAGAUGUCUGUAAGAUUGCCUUACAUUUUUCAGCACGUUGGCCUGUGCCCAUCACAGUCCUGUGUACAAGUCACUUAACCUCUGUGUGCCUGAACAAGUUGUGUUUUUUAAAGUAGUUCGGCUUGGCCAAAGCCUGUCUUGGGGGUAGGGUUGAGGUGGAGUGGUGGAGAAGGCAGCUACUUGGAGAUCCCCAGUGAGCCUCGGAGACCACUGUCCAAAAUGGGAUAUUGUGUGAGAGAGGCAAGACCUAAUACUAUAGAUCACUUCUUAUGUGCAUUUCCAAGACUGACAAAGCAAAGGCAAUAUACAGUCAUUCAGCUCCAUGUUCAGAUCACAAUCGGUAUGAGAUUUUUGAGCUACUUGAGUGUUUUGCCUGGGAUACAAACCCAGGAUGAUGAGGCUGUCACCACUGAUCUCUUAAUUAUGAAGAAUAGUCUCCUUUAUCAGCAGUAUUGGAGAUAAGAAAGUACUGUGCAUGAAAAUGUACUAGAAAUAUCGGAUUCUUACAAGGAAAUGGAUCACAGACAGAUUCUUGCCUAGCAGUAAAGUGCCUUUAUUUUCAGGAUAUAGGACAAAUAUUAGACCUGCUCCAAUUUGAUUUUCAGUUUUCCUUUAGUUUUCACCAGAUUGUACUCGGUACUCCUAAAUAUUAUUGGGCCAUCAGAAGCAAUAUGGUAUAUACAGUACAUUUAAGAUGAGAGGAAGAAAGUUUAAUUGCUAACCUUUCCUGUGAUGGGUAUAGUUAAAAUUCAGAUGGUACAGUUUAAUUGUUCAGUAUCAAACAUGCAUCAGCCCACCUUUUAUUGAAUCCUUGCCGCAUAUAAGGCAUUGUGCCUAGCUGUGGAGACAGAACAGUUACUAUAGUGAAUUCACAGUCUAUGCAUGCAGUGCCAGUUAAGACACCUAACAGUUUCUGAUCCUGCAAAUUGAACAUGAAAAUAUAGAGUAUAUUCUGUCUCUUUCAUUUUCAUCUGUAACAUAUGUGCUAUGCACCUUUCAUUAAGAAUCUAUCAGUGAGCAUCCUGAUAGUGUGAAUCACUUUAACCUCCUGACAGCUAAAAGAGCACCCUAUGUAAGGAGUCAUAGAUUCCAUUAUGUUUCCAUAUACAGGCCACGUAAUGAUAACUCAAGAGUUCUCAUGGACUGUAAAAUUGUGCAGUUUGGGGACCCCUUCUGCUCUACCACAGGGAGCGAAGAAGAAAGUAUCAAAGCUCAUUUCACCUUUCCAUAUACUUAUCAAAAGCCUGUGUUAAGUAUGUCUUAAGGUUGUUGAAAGCAAUGUAAAUAGUUGAAAAUAUAAAUUUCUAUUACACUUGAAGAUAUAAACCUUAUGAAUCAUCACUAGCCACUGUUAAUAUCUAUUUGUAUUCUUCUUAUACCUUUUCAGUAUUUGAACAAAUAUAUAGUUUCUGGCACUAUUUUUAUACUAGGAUAAUGGCAUUACUAUGUAUAUUAUGUUUAGCUCUGAAGUCAUUUUAAAUAACUGUGACGUCGGUUUCUUUUCCUUCCUCUCCUUGCCCUGAGGAUCCUCUCAGCCUCUCGUGUGGCAGAAUCGCUUUACAGGAGCACUUGCUCAUCUUUGGUCCCUGUGAAGUCAUAAGAUGGUCAGGGUGGUUUUCCGUUGUGCAAACCCCUCACCUAUUCAGUUGUCUCCUUGUUUUGCCAUGCUCUGGAAAAAUAAAAAGAAUGGACAAGUAGA
Messenger RNA from Heterocephalus glaber (naked mole-rat), 5949 nucleotides. Lineage: Eukaryota; Metazoa; Chordata; Mammalia; Rodentia; Bathyergidae. The record is from RefSeq and is a predicted model, not a curated record.